Molecule: messenger RNA, 1137 nt
Organism: Fulvia fulva
Lineage: Eukaryota; Fungi; Ascomycota; Dothideomycetes; Mycosphaerellales; Mycosphaerellaceae
Product: putative GTP-binding protein EngB
Exons: 1
Coding region: 1-1137 (378 amino acids)
Cellular component (GO): mitochondrion
Molecular function (GO): GTP binding
Source: RefSeq, a predicted model, not a curated record
AUGAACAUCUUGCGCCUUCCACCUGCGCUGCGUCGCGAGGUCUAUAGAUGCAGUGCAGCAUGCGCGCCAAUAACGCGACAUCUCACAACCACCGCCUAUAACGAUGGUUGGAACGACGGGCUCGACAUCGACCAUGCGCCUCCCACCGUCUCCAAGUCCCUCCUAACGCUCUCGCCCGCAACGCUAAACUCCUACGACGUUUCAACACCCCCAUCAUCCACCGAACUGAGGCAUGCCGGCGCCUUCUUCACCCGACAACCACCCCACAUCCUCUUCACCACACCCUACUUCCGCUCCUUCCCACCUUCCCCCUUUCCCGAAGUCGCCUUCCUCGGGCGCUCGAACGUUGGAAAAUCGUCCCUCCUCAACGCCCUCUUCGGCCGCCCCACUGAGAAACCUGCCCACGUCUCAAAACGACCCGGAAAGACACGGACGAUGAAUGGAUACGGCAUCGGAGGGGAGGGAAUGGUCGGUGCGAAAGCGAGAACAAAAGAGGGCAGAGUCGAUGCCAAAGAAGCCAGCGAUCCCACCUGGAAACGGUUCGGAAGGGGAGGAGUGGUAGUCGUGGACAUGCCAGGGUACGGCGCUGGGAGUAGAGGGGAAUGGGGCGGGGAGAUCAUGAAAUAUCUCGAAGGGAGGAAGCAAUUACGACGCACAUUUGUCCUUGUCGAUACAGCGCACGGCUUGAAGGGCAGCGACCUGCAACUCCUCCUUCAUCUUCGACAGCAAGGAGUCCCGCAUCAAAUCGUUCUAUCCAAAGUCGAUAAACUCCUCUACCCCGAACCCAAAGCCCCAGGUCCGCAGAAACUACACAACCGCCUUUUGAAGUUGCAGGAUACGUGCGCGGAGCUGAAAGACAAGCUUAAUGAGGCUGCAGCGGGAGUGGGAGGGAGAAGCGCGAUGCAUGAUUUGCUUUGCUGCAGUGCGGAGAAGAGUAUCGAUGAGAAGGGGAGACACAGGAGGAUUGGGAUUGAUGAGUUGAGGUGGUCAGUUUUGACGGCUUGUGGGUUGGAGGGCAAGCCUUUGGUACAGAGUAAGAUUCAGAAGGAGAGGAAUGGGAGGAGAGUGGAAGCGCCGAGGACGAGGCAGAGGGCGGAUACGGGAGGAGAGGAGGAGUAUAUGCCGAUGGAUGCGUGA